Messenger RNA from Amphimedon queenslandica, 1243 nucleotides. RefSeq lists its product as uncharacterized. The record is from RefSeq and is a predicted model, not a curated record. The transcript is spliced from 12 exons. Bases 1 to 1161 code for a protein of 386 amino acids. Lineage: Eukaryota; Metazoa; Porifera; Demospongiae; Haplosclerida; Niphatidae.
AUGCGGGGGAAAAUUACUGAUUCAAGUUGCUGCUCUACCAGCACUGCUACAAGGAAUUCCAACACUUUGUCAAGGCAUACUUUUGCUGAUUCUCCUCCUUCUCCACAACCUCCUACCACUGGUACUGGCCCCUUUACUAGGACUGGUACAAGAGAGGCUAGCUGUUUGAGCCAUACUUUUAAUGAUCCUCCUUCUCCUCUACCUCCUGCUGCUGGUACUAGCCCCUCUAUUACUAGGACUGGUACAAGAACUGCUAAUAGUUCGAGGCAUGAUACAACUACUCCUUCUACUAGAGCUAAAGCCUCUGCAAGGACAAUUUUUUCCCAUUCAAAGCCUCCUACUACAUCAAGAUCAACCAGAAAAAACUCUCCUCUUAUCACUGAUAGUGAAGCUUCUCCUUCCAAAGAUACUACUGCUCCUGUUGAACCAUUGGCUAAUGCCUCUCCAGGCUCUCCUCUGGAAACUGCUAAAAAGACAAAGAAGAAACGCAAGAAAAUAAAUUGUUCACCACCACAACGACGUCAACCAGUCAAGCGAACUAUCACUGAGAUUCAGCGGAAGACUAAUGUCACUCCUGGAGUAAGGAGGUCUAAGAGACCCCAUAUUGGCAGAGUACCAUUUGGAGGGUAUGUAGAGUAUGAGGAACACUGGGGGAACACACCCAGCAAAGCUUACGGUCGUGAAGCAUUGUCUAUCGUAAACCCAUUGCCCAUUCCUUCUCCUAGAUCUAGAAAUGCUACUAAUAAGAGAACAAGAGAUGAGGAGGAGUGUUAUCUAUCUAUUGUCUCUCCUGAUGAUUCUGAGAACGUUGAAAGAUGUCGUUUCUUGUUUCCACUGUCACACGGGCAACUGUGUAAUGCAGACGGAAUGGAUGUACAACCUGGAGAUGAUUUAAUCAUUAAUAGAUUGAUUACAAAAGACGACUAUCAAAUAGGUGAAAUGGAUUUUAAAAAGGGCGCGGAGAAACCUAUGGCACAGAAUGAGAACUGUGAAAUGAUAUUUCGAGUUCUAAAAGGAAAAAUUUUAGUGGUAUUUGAAGAUGGAGAAGUGGAAAUGUGUACUAAUGAGUAUAUUCGUAUUCCUCCUGGUGCUGUUUAUCAGCUAAAUAAUAUUGCAAGGUCUAAUACAGUGUUAAAUUAUACUUUUGUAAUGAAACUAUAAUUUAUAUAAUUCUAUUUUUAUGACUGUAGAAAUGCUGUGAUUUUUAAUUCUCUAAGAAUUAUUAACUAUUUCAUGAUUUUAA